Molecule: messenger RNA, 1162 nt
Organism: Malaya genurostris
Lineage: Eukaryota; Metazoa; Arthropoda; Insecta; Diptera; Culicidae
Gene: Blos2
Product: biogenesis of lysosome-related organelles complex 1 subunit 2
Exons: 2
Coding region: 156-581 (141 amino acids)
Biological process (GO): endosomal transport; lysosome localization
Cellular component (GO): BLOC-1 complex; gamma-tubulin complex; BORC complex
Molecular function (GO): gamma-tubulin binding
Source: RefSeq, a predicted model, not a curated record
AAAUCUGGCAACCUGGCAACGCUGGUAGCAGUAAAUAAAUCUGUGUAAACAUUAAAAGUGUUUAAAUCAUUUUUUUCCGUAUUACUUUUUGAUAAUACGUGAGCUCACAUUACUGAAUCUAGUUUAUCGCGCUAGAAGCAUAUCAAUACGCUAUUAUGGAAGAUGACUACGGAGGCGCCACAGAUUCACCCAAACGCGGACCAACUCUAUCGACUUCGACGUCAAGUUUUGAACCAUUCGAUGCUCAUGAUCCUAACUUGUCCAGACUAGCUACUAAAAUGUUCCAGAAAACUGGCGAAUACAUUUCAUAUGAGCUAAGUUCUACUGUGGAAGAUUACAAACUUAUCGAAAACAUGAAUAAAGCAAUGAUGGGAAAAGUUGUUGAGAUGAAACAGAUGUCCGAGUCGAUUACUGCGAAGAAUAAUGAAUUGAACCAAAAAUACGAAGAACUGAAACCACUGCUGAAAAAAAUAGAAGAUAUUGAAUCCACUGUGGAUAAACUAGAAGCUGCAGCUUAUCAGCUCGAUUCGUAUACCGUGCGGUUAGAGAACAAAUUUAAAGCACUAAAAGCUAAGAAGUAGUAAUAUCUUAGUACUAUGAGUAUUUCUCUACAUUCGUGCUAAUCAGAGAAUGAUCUGAUCAAAUAAGUUUAAAUGUUUUAGUGUAGGGUUUUGAAAUUUUCUUUUUUCUUAUUUUUAUAAUUUACAUUGAUUUUACAACUUCAAUUCAUACCAAAAUGAUAGAGUUAUUUUCAUUCGUUUGUAAGAAAAAAAAUUGUUAUAUUAUCCUAACACUAACUUGAACAUUAUCGCUAGGAUAUUGAACAAUAUCAGCGGUACUGAAAUCAAAAAUCAUAGUUUAAUUGUUGAGAUAAAUCGGCAAGCCUUCGAAAGUUACCUUUUGCUACCGUUCGAAUGGAUCGUACCAAAUUUAAAACCUGAUCCUUCAUAGAUUGUGGUUCUCCGAAGCCAUGGACCUGAGCGGAAGCAGCACCCCAUCCAACUAUGAAAACACAACGUUAAUGACAUAUGAACCCAAAAAUUAAACUACCAGACUUCAUGCCAAGUACGAACUUACAUUUUGCCAAAAAUCGCUGCUCAUGCAAAAUACACACCGCAUUCAAACACAGCAACGAUGCUUCGAUAAGAUUCCACAGAGUAAA